Molecule: messenger RNA, 1299 nt
Organism: Trematosphaeria pertusa
Lineage: Eukaryota; Fungi; Ascomycota; Dothideomycetes; Pleosporales; Trematosphaeriaceae
Product: lytic polysaccharide monooxygenase
Exons: 6
Coding region: 139-1134 (331 amino acids)
Source: RefSeq, a predicted model, not a curated record
GCAAUUCAGAAACUGCCCCGGCAAUACACCAUUCCUGAUCAAUCCCUCCACGCUCAAGUAUAUUUUGCCAAGCGCUGUCUCCUACUCUUUUUCAGUCGUAUCGUUCUUCUUCACUACUGCUUACUGUCGCAGGUCAUCAUGUACGGCACUCCGAUCCUUCUGGGAUCUCUGCUUGCAGGGCACACUUAUGCUCAUACGUUCAUCUGGGGUGUAUUUGUCAACGGCGUAGAUCAAGGCCUGUACAAGGGCGUCCGCACACCUGCGUACAAUGGCGCACCUAACGGCGGAGGCUAUUCGAAUUCGCCGGUCAAAAACUUGACUUCUAUCGAUAUUCGGUGCAAUGUCAUGGGCGACAUCCAGUCUCCGGAUACGAUCAAAGUCAAGCCCGGCGACAAUCUGACCUUGGACUGGCACCACGACAUCAGGAGCGACGCGGACGACGUGAUUGCUUCCUCGCAUCACGGCCCGGCACUCGUCUACAUAUCGCCUGACCCGCCAACGGAAAACUCCUUUGUCAAGCUUUGGCAUGAAGGUCUGUACGAGAGUAACCCAUUUCCUCAGCCGGGGAAGUGGACCACUACGGCAGACAUCGCCAAGAAUCACGGUCACAUGAAUGUCAGAAUUCCAAAGGACCUGAAACCCGGCUUCUAUCUUAUUCGCGCGGAAAUGAUUGCGUUCCACGAGGGCGAAGUGUCUUGGUUAGACAACCCCAUGCGCGGCACACAAUUCUACCCCGACUGCGUGCAAAUCGAAGUGACCGGCGACGGCACUGUCGAGCUCCCAGAAGGCGUCACCUUCCCAGGUGCCUACAAUUACGAUGACCCGGGAAUUGUCUACGACAUCUACUGCUCCACUGAUACGAAGAGAACCGUCACAACACCAUGUACGACUACUUAUCCCAUCCCGGGUCCCACGGUCUGGUCAGGCGCCUGGGCGGAGACCGCCGAGGUCCCUCUUGGUCCUGUUACCGGCGGCACUACCGCCCCCCCUUGGUCUACUUGGAUCAAGAACUCUGUGGUCACGUCGGCAACUUUUACCGACAAGAAGAGUGUCACGGUCGUGGGUACCUUGACAUAUCAAGCGAAAUGGUCAAGCACAUAUGCGACUCCUGCUCCGGCGACGAAGAGAUGGUAGAGGCAACAAUACGUGACGAAGGGAACGUGGGUUCCAUCUAAUGGAUGAUGACUCGCAGGAACCUUAGUUCGAAUGACUAUCGGGAUAUCUGGCAUCUAUUUGCAGUGCGCCCUCCCGGGGAAUUCGUGCAGGGGCACUCCAAGGCGUUUAGAAAAGCCAGCCACC